This is a messenger RNA of Gongylonema pulchrum, 699 nucleotides long. NCBI's taxonomy places the organism in Eukaryota, Metazoa, Nematoda, Chromadorea, Rhabditida, Gongylonematidae. The record is from the annotation of a GenBank genome assembly.
AUGCACGCAGCGAUAGAAGCAGGAAUAGCAGUUCAAGAUCGAGUUCGAGUAGCCGCUCCAGAUCAAGGUCGCGCUCCAGCAGAGAUCGACGGCGCCGAAUUCGUUCAUCGAGCUCAAGCUUUUCGGACAGAAGUCGAACUCGUAGUCGAAGUCGCAGCGCCAAUCGUUCUCCACGCCGUAGACGACACCGCUCACAUGGGAGAGAUAAACAGGCCAAGCCGAGUUUUAAAAUUGCAAAGAAUUGCCAAGCGGCGAUUGACUAGCUUGAUACUGAAGCACGUAGGGCAGAGAUCCAAGGAAUUUGCGAGUGCGCUGCCAUAUCUUUCGUCGAUGCAGAAGCAGUCACAGACGGAUAAGUAUGCAUCGCAUACAGCGCUUUACGGACAGCCGCACUACAAAAUCGUCAUGAAAAUGUUGCCGCUUGACUCGCAGAGAGACGCGCUGAUGGCUUUAACAGCGCGCCAGGGUUUCCGUGUCAAGGACAUCCGCAUCAUACAUAAAGGUAAUUAUUCAUUACAUGCGCCUAACAUUUUACCUUAUUUUUCACUUUUCUUCCUCGUUCUUUCUGCUUAUUCUCUGUUUUUUUCUGUGUUAUAUCUUUACUUUUAUGUACAAUUUUCUUCUCGAAACGCGUUUUCUGCAGCCCAUUUGUAUUUCGUAACUGAUUUCAGCUUUUGCUUUCAUCUGAAGAUUUGUUGA